AUGGCUGUGAAUUCCCGUUCUUUACUCUUGGUUUUGACAUUGUUGGUUGCCGUGUCCACUCUUUUUGAAGUAUCGAUCGCACUAGGUGGCCGAAAGGCUAAGGAUCCCGACACCAAAUUUAAGCCUUUGGACCCAAAAGAUCCUAAGGUGGUGGAAGUGGCGGAGUACGCAAUCAACGAAUACAAUAAAGAGGCUAAAACCAACUUGAAAUUUGACCAUGUUUUUCAGGCAGCAUCGCAGGGCACAACUUACAAUCUUAUCAUUGAGGCUAGUAAUGGAUCAGUCUUGGAUAAGUAUGAUGCCGUGGUUUUAUUGAAUGGGGAUGCUAAAACCCUCGCUGCCUUCAAAAAACAGUGA
Fraxinus pennsylvanica is the source of this 357-nucleotide messenger RNA. The record is from the annotation of a GenBank genome assembly. NCBI's taxonomy places the organism in Eukaryota, Viridiplantae, Streptophyta, Magnoliopsida, Lamiales, Oleaceae.